Messenger RNA from Setaria italica (foxtail millet), 3058 nucleotides. Its product is annotated as MDIS1-interacting receptor like kinase 2. The coding region runs from base 11 to 2854 and encodes 947 amino acids. Gene Ontology annotation, biological process: protein phosphorylation. The record is from RefSeq and is a predicted model, not a curated record. NCBI's taxonomy places the organism in Eukaryota, Viridiplantae, Streptophyta, Magnoliopsida, Poales, Poaceae. Gene Ontology annotation, molecular function: ATP binding; protein kinase activity; protein binding. The transcript has 2 exons.
CAACACAAACAUGGGUCUCCCUGCCUUUGAGAUACUGCUGGUGCUUCUUCUUGCCUUACCAAACCAUCUCUCUUGCGCACAUUCUACAGCGGACAUGCUCCUACAAUGGAAAUGCAGCAUGUACGACACCACGUCCUUAGGCUGCCUGGAAACAUGGAUCUAUGGCACCAGCCCAUGUAACUGGACUGGCGUUACAUGCAGUGCUAUGGUGCCUCACGAUCACGGCCAUGGUCGAAGUGAUGUUGUCCAGGUUGUAAAGAACAUAUCCCUUGCAGAGUGUUUCCUUCAGGGGACAUUGGAUAUGCUCGACUUUUCAUACUUACCUGAGCUCUCUUUCUUGGAUCUGUCCAGUAAUUACCUUUCGGGAUCUCUCCCAGCAUCCAUAGGUAAUCUUUCUAAACUAAACUAUCUCAAUCUCUCUCAUAGUUCUGUGCUUACAGAAGCUCAGGUAAUCUUUCUUGCUGAGUCGUCACUGAGCGGGCACAUCCCAGAAACACUUGGCAUGCUAGUAUACUUACAGAAGCUCGAUUUAAGGGGCAACAAAUUUUCUGGCCUGAUACCUUCUAGUUUGGGAAAUUUGACCGGAUUGGAUUACAUGGACCUUAGCUCUAACAGUUUAUCUGGUCAUAUUCCUCAUGAGAUUGGGAUGAUGCAAGGCUUGACUUUGUUAGAUUUAUCCAGCAAUAGCAUUGGUGGCUCAAUUCCUGGAAUAAUUUGGAAUCUAACAAGGCUAGUAUUAUUGGAUCUUUCGUCCAAUCGUAUUGUAGAUUCCAUUCCUCCAAGCAUAGGAAAUCUACGAAGAUUAGAGUCCUUCAAUGUUACAAACAACAAGAUCACUGGAUCCAUUCCUUUAAGGAUUUCAAAUCUAACAAUGUUAAAAUCAUUCGAUCUUUCCUUCAAUCAUAUAGUAGGUCCCAUUCCUCCAAGCAUUGGAAAUCUAAGAAGAUUAGUGUCCUUCAGUUUUGCAAACAAUGAGAUCACCGGAUCCAUUCCUGUAAGCAUUUCAAACCUAACAAGGUUAGAAUUGUUUGAUCCUUCCUCCAAUCAAAUAGCUGCUUCCAUUUCACAAUGCAUAAUGAAUUUAACGAGGUUAGAGAUCUUGGAUCUUUCAAACUGUCAAUUGAAUGGUACCAUUCCUAGAAGCAUAGGAAAUUUAAGCAGACUAAAAUUCUUCAAUCUUUCCAGCAAUCAAAUCACUGGUUUCAUCCCUGAAAGCAUAGGAAAAUUAACCAGGUUAGAACUCUUGGAUUUUUCCAAUAAUAAAAUAAACGGGUGCAUCCCUUCCACCUUCUGGAAUUUGACCUCUCUAACUACAAUUGCCCUUUAUUCCAAUCAGAUGAAUGGUCUUCUACCACCCGAAAUAGGAUCGCUGUUCAACCUCUCAUAUCUAGAUUUAAGUAGCAAUCAGUUUAGGGGAAGCAUUCCAUCUCAGAUAGGAAAUAGCUUGGGUUUGUCAAUUUUGCGCAUGUCAGACAACAUAUUAAUAGGACCAAUACCAAAAGAGAUUGGGAAUUGUUCUAAGCUAUAUGAGAUGGAUUUGAGCAGAAAUAAUCUAAGUGGUGCCAUACCAGAGACUUUAGCGCAUCUGCACCAAUUACACAUUCUAAAUUUAUCAUUUAACAGUUUGAGUGGCAGAUUCGAGGACACUUUUACCCCAUUAGACUAUACCAUGGUCUUGCUUGACCAUAAUAUGGAUAUAUGUGGUGAUCCAAAUUAUGGCUUGAAACCAUGUGUCGUCACAGAGUUAGACAAAAAAAACAAUAAAAAUCUUCUUAUGGUACUGCUUCUAGCUUUUGGUACCUUUUGCUCCAUUUGUCUCGGAAUAGGGUGCAUGACGAUUGUUAAAAGGAGGAGGAAAUUCACAAAAGCCAACAGCAUAAGUGCACCUCAAGAUACGGUCUCCAUAUGGAAUUUUGAUGGGAAGGUUGCAUUCCAAGACGUACUUGACGCAACAGAAUGUUUUGAUGAAAAAUACAGCAUUGGUAUUGGAGGAUACGGGUCUGUCUUCAGAGCUGAGCUUGAAGGAGGGCGCGUAUAUGCCAUUAAACUGCUCCAUUCUGUUGAAGACUAUACUGAUGAGAAAGGAUUUCAUGCAGAAAUCCAAGUUUUGACAAAAGUCAGUCACCGAUGCAUAGUCAAGUUGCAUGGAUAUUGUUCUCACUCCAAGUGCAAAUUUCUUGUUUACGAUCUCAUUGAAAGGGGAAGUUUAGAAUCCAAUUUGCAGGAGGAACAGCAUGCCAAGGAGCUUGACUGGUCUAAAAGAGCUGCAGUGGUGAAAGACGUAGCUCAAGCUCUCUCUUACCUGCACCAUGACUGUGAUGUACCCAUUAUACAUCGUGACAUCAAAAGUAGCAAUAUCUUGUUGGACCGCAAUUUUAAGGCUUAUGUGUCCGACUUUGGGAUGGCUAAGCAGCUCAAGCAUACUUGCUCAAGUUGGAGCACGAUCUUUGCAGGGACAUGUGGCUAUAUAGCCCCAGAAUUGGCAUCGACAAUGCUAUUUACAGAGAGGUGUGAUGUAUAUAGCUUUGGUGUGGUCACCAUGGAAGUAAUCAUGGGUAAGCACCCAGGGGACCUGCUGCUUCCGUUCUUCUGCCGAACAGAGCAGCAUACAAAGCUCAAGGAUAUAUUGGACCAGCGCACCACAGCACCAACGAGCGACGAGGAGAAAGACAUCAUCCUGGUCCUUCUGGUGGCCUUCGCUUGCUUGCAAAUCUGCCCAAAAGCCCGCCCAACAAUGCGGCAGGUGUAUCAAGCACUCACAGACAAGAGCUGCCCAACAGACAUCCAGAAGCCCAUUCACCAAGUCAAAUUGCAAGACCUGCAUGAUCUAUGCGGCACCAUAAGGAAUAUAUGAUGAUUUUGUAGUCUCCGCAUUAAGUUAUUUGGCCAAUGCGUCUUUUAUUGUGUCAAUUUGCCUAGACCCAAUGUAUUCGAUAAUUGACACAGAUAUUGCACAGAUGGUCCGUAAAACUUCUCUUGAGGCAGUAAAUAAUCACCAGUCAUUCAAAUAUAACCACAACUGCAAUAAUAGAAAGAUCAAUCUUGGAUUUUGAUGAAA